UACGCAGCCAAAAUGCAGUUCUCAUCAAUCUUCGCGACGCUGAUGCUCGCCGUCACUGUCACAGCUAUCCCCGCAGGCGAUGGUUGCCGCAAGUCGGAGGGCAUCAAGACCACCUGCGUCAUGUCGAGCAACCGCAUGGCCUGCGACUGGCCGGCGUCAUGCCCCGCUGGUCAGAGGGUCAAGUUCUUGGAUAACUCGCCACAGUGCAAGGAUAAACCAGCGGGUACGCCGUGUACCGGAUACUGGAGCUGUUGCCCCCGGUAAAUGUCCUUGUUUGACUGAAGUUGGGAGAAGAAUGAAG
This is a messenger RNA of Colletotrichum phormii, 301 nucleotides long. RefSeq lists its product as uncharacterized. Bases 13 to 264 code for a protein of 83 amino acids. The transcript has a single exon. NCBI's taxonomy places the organism in Eukaryota, Fungi, Ascomycota, Sordariomycetes, Glomerellales, Glomerellaceae. The record is from RefSeq and is a predicted model, not a curated record.